AUGAGUGAUAACCAAGAUUAUUUACCUAACCAUCUACAAGAUGACGAAGAAUAUAAUACUGAUAAUACUAACUUUAAUGGUGAAGAUGAGAACCAAGAUCACCAAAUACAAUCCAUUCGAUUACCAUUACAAUCACGAAAAAGAGGAGCACCUUUAUCAUUUGUAUGGGAAUACUUUGAUAAAAACACAGUAGAAUAUCCUGUUCGUCCUGUUUGUCAAAUAUGCAAAGCUUUAUUUGCAGCAACAACAGGAACAUCAACUUUGAGACGACACUUAGACAUACACAAAAUCAUUGUACCUAAAAAACGUCAAAGAACUUUAUAUGAAUACCGCACUGAUCCUCAUCCUGAAAGUGAGCAACAAGAACGUGAUAAAUUUGUUGCUAUUUGGAUUGUAUGUGAUGCUCAACCUUUUAGUAUUGUUGAAUGUGAAGAAUGGCAACAAAUAAUUUCCAAGUUUGAUCCAAGAUAUUGA
Messenger RNA from Ambispora gerdemannii, 474 nucleotides. NCBI's taxonomy places the organism in Eukaryota, Fungi, Glomeromycota, Glomeromycetes, Archaeosporales, Ambisporaceae. The record is from the annotation of a GenBank genome assembly.